Asterias rubens (European starfish) is the source of this 2157-nucleotide messenger RNA. RefSeq names its product glyoxylate reductase/hydroxypyruvate reductase-like. The transcript has 8 exons. The coding region runs from base 97 to 1170 and encodes 357 amino acids. NCBI's taxonomy places the organism in Eukaryota, Metazoa, Echinodermata, Asteroidea, Forcipulatida, Asteriidae. The record is from RefSeq and is a predicted model, not a curated record. Gene Ontology annotation, cellular component: cytosol. Gene Ontology annotation, molecular function: hydroxypyruvate reductase (NADH) activity; hydroxypyruvate reductase [NAD(P)H] activity; glyoxylate reductase (NADPH) activity.
AACGAGAUAUUCGCCCACCCAUCCAACAACACACAAUAACACUGACUAGACUUAGAGUAGUGAACUUUAUUACUCGGAAGGAGGCCACCAAAGCGGAUGUUGUCGUCGCUUUGUUUACGAACUGUCAGUAAGAUCCGUCUAGUUUAUGCAGUCAGCUCCCCGCGAGGGCGAGGACCGCAGUUUGUGAGAACAAUGAGCGACAAGCCACGAUGGAAAAUCUUUGUCACUCGUCCCAUUUCGGCACAGGCAAAAGAUCUGUUGAAAGAAAAGUGUGACAUAGAGCAUUGGGAUCAUGACAGCCCUGUAUCAAAAGAUGCUCUUCUGAAAGGAGUGGUUGGAAAGGAUGGACUUUACUGUCUACUCACUGAUCGGAUCAACAAGGAAGUACUAGAUGCAGCAGGUCCAAGCUUGAAAGUGGUCAGCACAAUGUCUGUUGGGUUUGAUCACAUUGAAUUGCAACAACUAAAAGAAAGAAACAUUAUUCUUGGAAACACCCCCGGAGUUCUGACGGAUGCCAAUGCCGAGCUGAAUGUCGGUCUUCUACUGGCCACUUCCAGGCGCUUUGUCGAAGGAUAUCAACAUGUCAAAAAUGGUACGUGGGGAGCAUGGUCACCCCUCUGGAUGUGUGGACCAGGCCUGACAGGCAGCACUGUAGGCAUCAUUGGCUAUGGCCGUAUAGGUCAGGCCGUAGGUCAACGGCUCAAACCAUUUGGAGUUGGGAGGUUUCUGUACUGUGGGCACAACCCCAAACCAGAAGCGGAGACUUUGCCAGCAGAGUUUGUAUCGCAAGACGAGCUUCUCCAGCAGUCCGAUUUCGUCCUGGUCUGUUGCAGUCUGACUCCAGAGACUCGAGGAAUGAUCAACCGUGAAGCUUUCCAGAAGAUGAAGAAAACUGCGAUCAUCAUCAACACCAGCAGGGGUGGUGUUAUGAAUCAGGAUGAUCUUGUAGAAGCUUUACAGUCUGGGAUGAUAGGAGCAGCUGGUUUGGAUGUCACUACCCCAGAACCACUCCCUGUGGAGCACCCACUACUCAAGAUGAACAACUGUGUUGUUCUUCCACAUAUUGGUAGUGCCACCAUUGAAACCAGAUCGACGAUGAUGAUGAUGGCUGCUCAGAAUCUCCUGGCUGGUCUGGAAGGCAAACCAAUGCCGGCUCAAGUUCCGUUAUGAUACAAAACAUUGCCCCAGAGAAAGUAGGUGUUACGACUGAACUUUCUCAAUAACCAAAGUUUCAGAGCUUUCAACUCUAGUCCCUAAUUCAGCAGAAAAUAUCCUGAAAAUCUUAACGUGUCCUGAGGAGCUAAUUUGAAGAUUCUUUAUUGACUUUUUUUGCAAGUCGCCAGACACACCAGGCCUGAAGGCCACUUCAAGGUGUGGCCUACAAUUAUUUUUGCCAGGGGCCGUUGCCACCUACUCCUGGGGCUAAAACAGGGUUUAAAUUCCAUGUAGGCUUGCGUAUCAUCCAUCAGAAGCCUGGCUGGUAGAGCAGAAAGCACCACCUACCCAACUUUAGAAAGCAAUCAUGGUUAAUUGUCUUGCUUAAGGACACACUUGAUUAUGGAAGCCUCUCCCAAUUAUGAUGAGUGUAAUUCUUUAUACCUCCCUGAUUUUUGUAAAAUCUCCCUGAUUAGAAAAUGCAAAAGUUUACAGCAACUUAUCUCAUAUGGCAUGGUUUUUUUUUUCCCAGUGAAAUUGGGAUGGGAAAAAAUAAUAGUAUAUUUAUACUGCACCUAAUACUUAGUUUCUAAGCGCUAUAAGGUGUCCUUGCAGAGUAAAAAGAACAUUUUGUAGUGCACCAUCUUAGUUAGAAAGCCGCUCCUGUCCCAUAAUAAAAGUAACUUGGCUAAUGACGGUUCUUUAAACUAAGACUGAACAAGUUAGUUUUAAAGCUCGAGAGAGUGUCUACUAGAAUAGUAUGAGGCUUAGAGACUCCAGCAAGUGAAAAAGAACGGUCUCCUCAAGUGUGUUAUUAGAGAGUUUUUGUUAGCGACGACGGAUGGUCCUGCGAGGGUUGGUAGUUUUCAGCUAAACGCUGUCGUUUUCAGCUCAAUGCAGAUUCAUCCCAAGUACUGUCGUAGAAAUUGCGGGACGACCCUCCUCAAUCACGAUGCGUGCGCUGAUGAUGCAAAAAUGUUGUCAUUACCAUUGCAGGACCAU